CCACACACAUACACACACACACACGUAUUAGGAGGAAGUGCCCUGUCAGGGAAACUGUUAAAGUUUCACUUGAAAGAAAAAAAAUGUAUCCUUCCUGUUAGUGAAAAGAUUCCCAAGUGAAAAGGAAUUUGUCUGUGAAGCAACGUUGGGAGUCAAACAAGAAAAGCUUUGCUAAGUAAUCUGAGAUGGCUACAGAAGAGGAUAAGGUCAAAGUAAUGUCUCCCAUGGAAGAUGGCCGGUGGAUCUUUUCCUCAAGCUCACUACCGUCAGACCCUCGUCUCAUGGCAACAUUAGCUAAUGGAUAUCUGGGUACUCGAGUUUAUGGAGAUGUUUUUCAUGUGAAUGGUGUUUACAAUGGAGCUGGAGGCAACUGCCACAGAGCUGAAAUCCCUAGCCCAUGCUUCAAGCUGGUUGCAGCUAAAGAAAUACUUCUAACUGAGAACUUUGCACUAAACAUCAAAAGAGGUACAUUUAUCCACACGCUGCAGUGUCCGUCAUUUACUGCAACCCAUCAGACCUUUGCUCAUCGCAGUUACUGUCACCUCUUGGUAAACAUUGUGACUUUAACAUCAACACAAGGAACCCAUCCAGUCAGUGUGGACCUUCAAAGCAAGUUCAAGAUAGAAAGUCCAGAUCUGAAUUUGCAGGAAGGGCCAGACUUUAGGGAAUUUAAGUAUAUCUUUGGAAGUACUCUGGAGUCAGAAACAGAGUCAUGUCCUGUUAAGUCUAUCCAUAUGAUAUGGACUCCUGUCCCUCCAUACCUGGAGCUCACAAGUAGUAAGGAGAAGACUUGGGUAUUCCUCGCAGCAGUGUGUGAAACUGAAAAAGAUGUGAAAGAAAAAUUUGCUGAAGGCCUCACAUUAAUUGCUGAAAAUGAGCUGUGUUCCUCUCAUGAAAGAGCUUGGGCAGAGUUCUGGGCACAAAGUUCUAUAGAGAUGGAUAGUUCUUUGUCCAUGAUACAAUCAGUGAAUGGCUGUCUUUAUUAUCUACUUUCUUCCCUUCCACAACUGGGGUAUUCUGGUGAAUUUUAUGGAAUAAGCCCUGGUGGCCUUUCCAAUGGCCGCAGCAAAGAAGACUAUUGGGGACAUGUAUUCUGGGAUCAGGAUAUCUGGGUGUAUCCAAACAUCCUACUGUUCUAUCCAGAGAUGGCUAAGCACAUUCUCAAAUACAGGAUAAGGACCCUCAAGGGAGCGCUGCAAAAUGCCCAGAAACAAGGCUACAAGGGUGCUAAGUUUCCCUGGGAAAGUGCUUUAACUGGCUGUGAAGUCUGCCCUGACAACAUUUAUGGAGACCAGGAAAUUCACAUUAACGGAGAUGUUCUAUUAGCAUUCCAACAAUAUUAUUAUUUGACUAAGGACUUGGACUUCUUUGCUUCUGAGGGAGGAUGGGAAGUAGUGAGCUCAGUUGCUGAAUACUGGUGUAGCAGAGUGGUAUGGAGCAAAGAAGAGCAGAACUAUCAUCUGAAUGGUGUGAUGCCCCCCGAUGAGUAUCACUGGGAUGUUAACAACUCAGCAUACACCAAUGCUUUGGUCCAGACAAGCUUAAAUUUUGCCAUAGACCUGGCUGUUUCUCUGGAGCAUCACAUCCCUGACUCAUGGAAAGAUGUAGCCAGCAAGAUCAAAGUGCCUUUUGACCCGAAGAUAAAUUACCAUCCAGAAUUUGAUGGAUAUGAAAUAUGGCUAAAAGUGAAGCAGGCAGAUGUAGUCUUGAUGGGCUAUCCUAUGAUGUUUCCCAUGACCAUUGAGCAACGCAUGAAUGACCUACAAAUGUAUGAGUCCCGUACAGAUCCUGAUGGUCCUGCAAUGACCUGGAGCAUGUUUGCUAUUGGCUGGAUGGAACUGAAGAAGAUUCAGGUGGCACAGCAGCAACUGAAGAAGUGCUUUGCAAACGUCACUGAGCCAUUUAAGAUUUGGACUGAGAAUGCAGAUGGAUCUGGAGCGGUGAAUUUUCUCACAGGGAUGGGUGGAUUUCUUCAGGCCAUACUGUUUGGCUACACUGGACUAAGAAUUGCUAAAGCCCAUUUGAGCUUUGACCCAAUAUUACCUGAUGACAUCCCCAGACUGCACAUCACUGGAGUUUUCUAUCUUGGCAACAAAUUGAAUUUCACCCUCAGCAGUAAUAUUAUCACAAUAGAAGUCACAUCAGUACUUAAAGGACAGAAUUGCACACUAGAGAUUUAUUUUAGUCAACUUGAACCAAGUUUGCCUUUAUACAUAGGUAGACCUGUGUCAUUCCCAACAAGAGCCGGGCAAGUUCAGUUAAAACAAUCCCAGGAGUGAACUCUAUAUAAUGACUUUGUAUCGCUUUGUAUGACUGUAUAAUUAUCGGUGCUGACAUUAUGCCUGCCAAAGAACAAGUUGGACAAAAUUUUGUAUAAAUGAACAAAUAAAUUAAUCUAAAUCUCAA
Xenopus tropicalis (tropical clawed frog) is the source of this 2406-nucleotide messenger RNA. It is a transcript of the gene pgghg, whose product is annotated as protein-glucosylgalactosylhydroxylysine glucosidase. The coding region runs from base 186 to 2279 and encodes 697 amino acids. Gene Ontology annotation, biological process: carbohydrate metabolic process. The record is from RefSeq and is a predicted model, not a curated record. The transcript is spliced from 14 exons. Gene Ontology annotation, molecular function: protein-glucosylgalactosylhydroxylysine glucosidase activity; catalytic activity. Lineage: Eukaryota; Metazoa; Chordata; Amphibia; Anura; Pipidae.